This is a messenger RNA of Dipodomys ordii (Ord's kangaroo rat), 1254 nucleotides long. It is a transcript of the gene Fahd2a, whose product is annotated as fumarylacetoacetate hydrolase domain containing 2A. Lineage: Eukaryota; Metazoa; Chordata; Mammalia; Rodentia; Heteromyidae. Gene Ontology annotation, molecular function: hydro-lyase activity. The record is from RefSeq and is a predicted model, not a curated record. Bases 182 to 1126 code for a protein of 314 amino acids. The transcript has 8 exons.
GCUGGAACUGAAUCCCGCGCUGGCCGAGGUGGCCCGGGCCGGUGGCGCUGGUUAUCUCCAGUGCUCUGGCCUCCGCCACGUUUGACCGGCAGCUCCGCGGGCCCUAACCCUUCUGCGCAGAGUGCCAGGCAGGUUCGGCCGUCACAGCCAGGUCUUGCUUUUUUUUCAUCCCUAGGCCCUGAUGCUGGCCUCAGGUAGAAAGAAGUUGCUCACUGCUCUGUUGCAGGCUCAGAAGAGGCCCUUUCAACCCUCCAGAGAUAUGAGACUGGUGCAAUUUCUGGCACCCCACCUGACAGGACCUCAUGUGGGCCUAGAGUCAGAGAAUGGUGAGGGAGUCAUAAACCUCAAUGCCUUUGACCCCACACUCCCCAAGACAAUGAUGCACUUCUUGGAGCAGGGAGAGCCUGCCCUGUCAGUGGCAAGAAGUGCCCUGACUGCCCAGUUGCCAGUCCUCCCAAGAUCAGAGGUGACCCUCCUGGCUCCAAUCACGAGGCCAGACAAGGUGGUAUGUGUCGGCAUGAAUUAUGCAGACCACUGCAAAGAACAGAAUGUGUCUGUGCCCAAAGAGCCCAUCAUUUUCAGCAAGUUUGGGAGCUCCAUCGUGGGACCCUACGAUGAGAUUGUCCUCCCGCCAGAGAGCAAGGAGGUGGACUGGGAGGUUGAGUUGGCUGUGGUCAUUGGAAAUAAAGGCAAGCACAUCAAGGCCACAGACGCCAUGGCUCACGUGGCUGGCUUCACUGUGGCUCAUGAUGUGAGUGCCCGGGACUGGCAAAUGCGACGCAAUGGGAAGCAGUGGCUGCUGGGAAAAACUUUUGACACAUUCUGCCCCCUGGGCCCAGCCUUAGUUACCAGGGACAGUGUAGCAGAUCCACACAAUUUAAAGAUCUGCUGCCGAGUGAAUGGGGAGGUGGUCCAGAGCAGCAACACCAACCAGAUGGUAUUCAAGACUGAAGAGCUGAUAGCCUGGAUCUCCCAGUUUGUCACUCUUUACCCAGGUGACAUCAUCCUGACUGGAACCCCCCCAGGUGUUGGUGUGUUUCGGAAGCCACCUGUCUUUCUCCAGAAGGGUGAUGAAGUUCAGUGUGAGAUUGAAGAACUGGGUGUCAUCAUCAACAAGGUGGUGUGAUGGUUUUGCAAGAUGGAGCAUCCACACUCACCCAGCCUACUGCCAACCUUGCCUCCCAGAGGCCACUGUUUUCAGUAGUAGGAAAGAAUGUAGAGCUCCCACAAUAAAUUUGCAAAGCCAAAGCAGCA